AUGGUCUCUUCCAAAGCGCUCUUUGCAGGUCUACUGGUGCACAGGGCAUGGUCGUAUUCACUUGUACCAACCGGCCAAACCGUGGAGUUGGACGGGGUCCCAUACUAUCUGCCUGCCGAACCUGUCACCACCCUACACGACGAGAACACCUUACGCAGUAAAGCCUUGGAGUGUGGAGGUCUGGUACCACUGACUGUCGUCAUUACGAACAGCACCCAAUACAAUAGCCAAAAUCUUCAAACCACGAUAUCGACGUAUGCCGCGACUGAUGAUGUCUUCUCUAACGGAUUCCUCGCGGCGAUAUACAUACAACAAACCGACAUCAAGCCCCGGGGAUACAGCCGGAGCGACCUAGACCUGAGGACUACGACGAAUACCACGAACAGUAUCGUUUCAAGUACUCUUAUUUCCGACCGCAGCAAUAUGGUACCCCCUGGCCCUUAUUUCCUAGCCUCGACAGGAGCAGUAUACCAAGCUUGGCGAUUGUACAGCGAUUUCGCUGGAUCCUUUACGGAAUCCGUGAUCACAAGCAAUGGAGGCAAGAGUUUCAGUGUGCUCCCAGCCGGCGUGAUGGGCCAAAGUAUUGCCAUAGCCGUGCCGUCACGACUGUAUUACAUCAAGACGGCCUCCCAGCCGCUCGCAGGAGUCAGGUUGGGUGUCAAAGAUAUCUACGACAUUGCCGGUGUGCGCACGGGUAACGGUAACCGCGCAUGGUACAAGCUAUAUCCAUCCGCCACAGCGCACGCAACACCCGUGCAGAGGUUGAUCGAUGCCGGCGCAGUGAUCGUAGGGAAGAUGAAGACCUCGCAAUUUGCAAACGGUGAGUCGGCGACUGCCGACUGGGUAGAUUACCACAGUCCGUUCAACCCCCGUGGAGACGGGUAUCAGGAUCCUAGCUCUUCCAGUUCUGGACCUGGUUCUGGUGCCGCGAGUUACUCAUGGCUUGACUUGACUUUGGGAAGCGAUACCGGAGGGUCUAUCAGAGGACCCAGUCAGGUACAAGGUCUAUACGGUAACCGGCCCAGUCACGAUCUGGUGUCCCUGGAAAACACCAUGCCUUUGGCACCAGAGCUUGAUACUGCGGGCUUCCUCACCAAAGACCCAAUAUUGUGGAUGGAAGCUGCAAAAGUACUUUAUGGUUCCAACAUCACCAUUGCUAACCGAUACCCGAAGAAGAUCAAGACUGUGUCUUUUCCCACAAAUGUUUCCGCAGAUGGUGACGAGUUGAUCCUGGACUUUCUUGAAGGAUUGACCUCUCUGACCGGGGCUCAAGUCGAGACCUACGAUCUCGAGGCGCAUUGGAAUUCCACGAACCCCACGGGGGCGGCAAACACAACGCUCUUGGAUCUGCUGAGUACGACAUAUCCAAUUAUCAUCUCUCAGCGCCAAACAGCGCUUGUGCGAGACCCAUUCUAUGCAGACUAUGCAGCGCUUCACGAUGGUAGACUGCCGGCAGUGAACCCAGCGCCUCUGCUGCGUUGGGCAUAUGGCGAUUCAUUUCCAAAUACCACAGUGGAUGUUGCGAAUGCCAAUCGAACUUUGUUUGGAGACUGGAUAAACAACGAAGUCUUGCCUUCCAACGAAGAGACGUGCAGCGAAAGUUUGAUGCUCUAUAUCGGCUCACAGGCGGACGAGAACUACCGGAACGAGUAUGGAAGCGGCCCAACGAUUCCAUUCGGGACUCGGUCGUCUACCAUCUCACGCGUCAGUCCUUUUUGGGGCGGACCAGACUUUGUCCUUCCUCUUGGCUCCGCUGCAUAUUUAAGCAAUAUCACGAGACACGAGGAGUAUUUGCCAGUCACAGUUGACAUCCUAGCAGCGAGAGGCUGCGAUGGUAUGAUCUAUGGCUUGGUGCAGGAUCUCGUUGCGGCCGGUGUGCUAAAGCCCAGCUUGGCUGGCUAUUCUUCUGACCUGGGUGGCGACAUUCUGCUUAAGCGUGGGCUGCAAUAG
This is a messenger RNA of Ramularia collo-cygni, 1950 nucleotides long. Its product is annotated as related to D-mandelate dehydrogenase. The record is from RefSeq and is a predicted model, not a curated record. NCBI's taxonomy places the organism in Eukaryota, Fungi, Ascomycota, Dothideomycetes, Mycosphaerellales, Mycosphaerellaceae. The transcript has 3 exons. The coding region runs from base 1 to 1950 and encodes 649 amino acids.